This is a messenger RNA of Telopea speciosissima, 1722 nucleotides long. RefSeq names its product pentatricopeptide repeat-containing protein At1g07590, mitochondrial-like. Gene Ontology annotation, molecular function: protein binding. NCBI's taxonomy places the organism in Eukaryota, Viridiplantae, Streptophyta, Magnoliopsida, Proteales, Proteaceae. The transcript has 2 exons. Gene Ontology annotation, cellular component: mitochondrion. Bases 48 to 1646 code for a protein of 532 amino acids. The record is from RefSeq and is a predicted model, not a curated record.
AUAGUCGCAAUAUGGAAGAGAGAUUCUUUGGUAGAUAAAUUGGUAGAAUGAAUGCAGUGGCUCUGUGGUGCGAAAGGAGGGCCUUUCACGGCAUCUAUAGAACCAUUAUACGUAGUAGAAUCACUCCGCGGCUCCACCAAAUUAUCUCUUCUUCUUUCACCUUCAGCACCCAAAAUCCAGAUGUUUCAUCUGAGUUGGGAAACCAAACCCAAGACCUUCGAGAGGAGGAGCUUAGAAACUGCUUAUCCUGGAAGAUUGAGAAGCUCGCCAGAGGACAAGCCGUCCUCUCUGCCUUUCAGAGCUGGAUGGGCGAUGGAUUUCCCGUUCACAGAGGCGAUAUCUUCCACGCCGUUAAUCGACUGAGGAAACUCAAUAUGAAUAAACGCGCCCUUGAGGUAAUGGAAUGGGUGAUUAGGGAAAGACCCUACAAGUUGAAGGAGCUCGAUUACUCUUAUCUGUUGGAGUUCACGAUUAAGCUUCAUGGGAUAUCGCAAGGUGAGCGUCUCUUCUCCCGUGUACCUCCCGAGUUUCAGAAUGAGUUGCUCUUCAACAAUCUUGUCAUGGCCUGCUUGGAAAAGGCCGCCAUCAGGCUGUCAUUGGCAUACAUGAAGAAGAUGAGGGAACUGGGACACCCCAUCUCUCCCUAUGUCUUCAAUCGCCUCAUAAUCCUCCACUCCUCCCCUGGCCGCAGGAAAGCCAUCCCAAGAAUCCUCACUCAAAUGAAGGCUGACGGCGUUGUCCCUCACGUCUCCACAUAUAACAUUCUCUUGAAAAUUGAAGCCAACCAGCACAACAUUCAAGGGUUGACAAAGGUGUUUGAUGAUAUGAAACGAGCACAAGUCGAGCCUAAUGAAAUAACUUACUGCAUUUUGGCUACAGCCCAUGCCGUGGCAAGGUUAUAUGCCGUGUCUGAGGCCUAUGUUGAAGCAGUGGAGAAGGUGAAAACAGGGGAUAAUUGGUCAACCUUGGAUGUUCUACUUAUGUUAUAUGGCUAUUUGGGGAAGGAGAAGGAACUUGAGUGCACAUGGGGUGUUGUACAACAACUCCCCCAUGUUAGAAACAAGAGUUUUGUGCUUUCCAUUGAAGCAUUUGGAAGAAUCGGACGGCUAAACCGAUCUGAAGAAAUUUGGUUGGAAAUGAAGUCAAGUAAACAGUUGAGGUACACUGAGCAAUACAACUCCAUUAUAUCUAUAUAUUGCAAACAUGGGCUUGUUGAUAAAGCAUCGGAAUUGUUCAAAGAAAUGGAGAUCAGUGUGUGCAAUGCAAAUGCAAUAACCUAUCGACAUCUCGCACUCAGUUGCUUGAAAGCAGGGUUAGUGAAGGAAGCCUUGAAAACUCUUGAAGUAGGGAUGGAUCAAACAACCACUACCAAGGUCAGGAGAUCAGCCCCAUGGUUGGAAACCACACAUUCAAUAGUUGAAAUCUUUGCAGACAUGGGUGAUAUAGAGAAUGUAAAGAAAUUGUUUGGGGAGUUGAAGGAAUCUAGGUAUACCAGAUACACAUUUGUGUAUAAUACCUUGAUAAGGGCCCAUGUCAAGGCUAAGGUUUAUGAUCCAGAUCUUUUGCGAAAGAUGAUUCUAGGAGGGGCUAGGCCAGAUGAUGAGACCUACAGCCUCCUGAAACUUUUGGAGCAGUUUCGCAAUUGAUUUCAGUUCACAAACUCUAUGGAUUUAUAAUGAGGAAGAGAUAUUUUUUCAAAGGCUCGUCUGGUUGCAAAUAAAA